UGUUCUAGGUUUUGGCUGUCCUCGAAGCACGAUUUAUCAUCAAGGUUAUAAUCAUGAGUUCUGUUUGUUAUUUCUAUACAGCACCACUUCCGCACUAUCUCUACAACUUCAAACAAGCCUAACCAGAUUACAAAUUUGAUGUGUUCCAAGUGUUAAGAUAACAUGAUAAGUAUAUAAAAUUAGAUACUUAAGUGUUCUUUUAAUCAUACUUUCGACUGAACUGGAGUGCAACAGUCGAAACAAAGUGCAUAACCAUGUUUCUAGCCAUCGCAGUGAUUUUGUUUUGUACCCCCUUUAUUUGGUGGUUCUUAUUUUUGCAAAAAUACAAGUCUUUGAGUGUCAUUCCUGGCCCUAGGCCUAUUCCUCUUCUUGGAAAUGCGAAUGAUCUUGGACAGACUCCUCAAGCCUUCUUCAACAACUGCUCGAAAUUCAUGAAAGAAUACGGUGACGUUUUUCGCCUCUACAUCGCCGACGAAUGCAAAAUCUUCGUCGCCAACGCAGACUUCUUGGAACAAAUCAUGAGCUCAAACAUCCACAUCACAAAAUCGAGAGGGUACUCCCUCUUGAAAAAAUUCGUAAACUAUGGCCUGCUCACAAGCACAGGAUCAAAGUGGAAAACGCGCAGGAAAAUGAUCACACCAACCUUCCACUUCAAAAUUCUGGAUCAGUUUCUCGAGGUAUUUAACGCCAGUGGAGACAUCCUCGUAGAUAAACUCUCCCAAGAAGUGGGAAAACCUUCCACCGACUUGUACCCCUACAUAAAUUUAUUUUCCCUCGACGUGAUCUGUGAAACCGCCAUGGGGGUGAAAAUGUCGACUCAAGAGGGCGAGAACUCCGAAUUCGUGGAUUCUCUUCGGGGUUGGCUCGAUAUUUUCAUGGUCAGGUUUUUCUCGGCUUGGAAGAGAUACGACUCUCUUUUUAAAAUAACUUCGGAGCACUCACUGAAUGAGCACUAUUUGAACGUUCUUCAGAAGUACUCGAGUACGGUGGUGGAAAGAAGGCGUUCUGAAAAGGCACAAGAGAAAAAAGAAGUUACGGAUUCGGAUUUCGGGAUUAAGCGAAAAGUGGCUUUGUUGGAUAUGUUGCUGGAGUCUGAGUACAACCAGAGUUUGACGAACGACGACAUUACGGAAGAAAUUAACACUUUCAUGUUCGAGGGUCACGACACCACCACUUCUGGAAUUUGUUUCGCAUUGUUAGCUCUGGCGGAUCAUCCGGAAGUGCAGGAAAGAGUUUACGAGGAGAUCGAGGCGACUGUCGGGGACGAAAAAUACGUGACAAUGAAGCAACUACAAGAUACGAGAUAUCUGGAAAUGGUUGUCAAAGAGGUCCAACGAAAGUACUCAGCGGUGCCGAUUGUGGAACGUCAGUUGGAAGUGGAUGCUAAAAUUUGUGGUGUUGAUUUUCCAAAAGAUACAACUUUGACUCUGUAUCUUUAUGGUGUUCACCAAAACGAGAAAUAUUUUCCUGAGCCGGAAAAAUUUGACCCGGAUAGGUUUCUGCCGGAGAGACAAUCGGAGCGUCAUAAUUAUGCAUUUGUGCCCUUCAGUGCAGGUGCUAGGAAUUGCAUAGGCCAAAAAUUUGCAAUGUUGGACAUGAAAGUGACCCUCAUAAAAAUUUUGCAAAAAUAUAAAGUUUCUCCUGUCCCGGGCUACAAACCAGAGUUAGGAAUGGCGGCGAUUUUGAAGUCAUACAAUGGAAUCAACGUGCGAUUCCAACGAAGAAGUCACGAAAUGAAAUAACUUAAUAGAUUUAAUUUUAUUACGUGUUUAUUAUCUACAACUUAGUGAAAUGUGGAUACUGAUAAAAUAAAGAUUUGUGGUGUGUAAA
Molecule: messenger RNA, 1830 nt
Organism: Zophobas morio
Lineage: Eukaryota; Metazoa; Arthropoda; Insecta; Coleoptera; Tenebrionidae
Product: cytochrome P450 4C1-like
Exons: 6
Coding region: 255-1742 (495 amino acids)
Molecular function (GO): monooxygenase activity; oxidoreductase activity, acting on paired donors, with incorporation or reduction of molecular oxygen; heme binding
Source: RefSeq, a predicted model, not a curated record